Cariama cristata (Red-legged seriema) is the source of this 3040-nucleotide messenger RNA. It is a transcript of the gene SLC4A11, whose product is annotated as solute carrier family 4, sodium borate transporter, member 11. The transcript has 20 exons. The record is from RefSeq and is a predicted model, not a curated record. Gene Ontology annotation, cellular component: plasma membrane; basolateral plasma membrane. Bases 1 to 2694 code for a protein of 897 amino acids. Gene Ontology annotation, molecular function: solute:inorganic anion antiporter activity. Gene Ontology annotation, biological process: transmembrane transport; monoatomic anion transport; monoatomic ion homeostasis. Lineage: Eukaryota; Metazoa; Chordata; Aves; Cariamiformes; Cariamidae.
AUGGCCACAUCGGAUCCUGCUCUGAACUUCUGCAAAACACCCGUCAAACUUUUGGAGGAGCUGAACAGCUUCUGCUGUCGCUUGUGGCAUCUGCUGCCCUUCGAGCAGCAGGGGAUGGCACUUGGGUACCUCAAAUGCGACACGGAUGAUGGCUGUGAGGCCAAGGAGGAGACGGGGGGCGAGGAGCUCUUCGACGCGGUGAACUCGUCCAUCGUCUCGGGGGACAGCAUCCGCUUCUUUGUCAACGUCAACCUGGAGGUGCCGCCGAAUGCCACCGCUGAAAAUGAAAGUGCUGGCUGCGUGUUACUGCACACAUCAAGGAAGUACCUGAAAUUAAAGAAUUUCGAGGAGGAAGUCAGAGCCCACCGAGACUUGGAUGGGUUCUUGGCCAGAGCCAGCAUCAUCCUUGAUGAAACAGCCACCUCCUUGGACGAUGUUCUUCGAGAGAUGUUGAAACACUUUGCUGAGGAUCCUGAGAACAUGGAGCCAAGCUGCAACUUUGAAAAAAUCAUGAGCACUUUAUUCACGGAUUCAGGGACCCCACGAGAAGGGAAUGGCACCCAUGAUGUUUCAGAGUCAACAGGAAUGAAUAUACAAACAUGUACAUCGCACCUCAAAUUUCACCUUCUAUCAGAUACAAUUCAAGGGGUCACAGCGACAGUCACAGGGGUGCAGUAUCAGCAGUCCUGGCUCUGUAUCAUUUGCACUAUAAAGUCCCUUCAGCGACGUCACGUUUGCAUCAGCCGCCUGGAGAGGCCUCAGAAUUGGGGUGAAAACUCCUGUGAAGUGAGAUUUGUGAUAUUAGUCCUGGCUCCUCCUAAAAUGAAAAGUACAAAAACAGCUACAGAAGUGGGCAGGACCUUUGCCACAAUGUUUUCGGACAUAACCUUUCGGCAGAAACUCCUAGAAACCAAAACGGAAGAGGAGUUCAAGGAAGCCUUAGUCCACCAACGCCACUUGUUGACGGUGGUAAAUCAGAGACCCUCAACGAUGAGCGAUGGGCACAAGUCGCAUGGUCCUAAACCACUCAAGUUGCAUGAGUUUCUCAAUGUUGGCAAGGGGAUUUCUGAUGACAUUGCACGAAGAUUUCCAGUGUACGCUUUGGACUUCACUGAUGGUGUUAUUGGAAACAACAAAGCUAUAGGAAAAUACAUCACGACUAUGAUCUUUCUGUAUUUUGCCUGCCUCCUUCCAUCCAUUGCAUUUGGGUCACUCAAUGAUGAAAACACCCGGGGAGCUAUUGAUGUGCAGAAGACAAUCGUCGGCCAGUGCAUUGGAGGGCUGCUUUAUGCGCUUUUUUCGGGGCAACCUCUAGUUGUACUCCUAACUACGGCUCCUUUAGCACUCUACAUUAAUGUCAUCCGAGGAAUCUGUGAUGACUACAACUUGGAUUUCAGUGCUUUCUAUGCCUGGAUUGGACUAUGGAACAGCUUUUUCCUUGUCAUGUACUCCCUCUUUAAUUUCAGUCUUCUGAUGAAACUCUUUAAAAGGUCAACAGAAGAAAUAAUUGCACUUUUUAUAUCCAUCACGUUUGUGCUUGAUGCCUUCAAAGGCAUUAUUAAAGUUUUUAAGAAAUAUUACUACCAUGGGCGCACAGGAGACAGUUACUUGGAAAAAGCACGAACUGAUGCUAUUCCAAGCCUCGGCAUCAAUACCACCUUCUUGAUGAAUUCAUCAGUGAGCAGAUCCAUGUCCCUAGAGAAUCAAACAGGCACGCAUGAUGUGCAUUAUGGGCGUGAAACUGCCGUCCUUAGUCUCAUGUUGAUGUUGGGUACCCUUUGGCUUGGUCAUACGCUCUAUCAGUUUAAGAAAAGCCCGUAUUUGCAUGCAAGAGUGCGUGAAAUUCUAUCCGACUGUGCCUUACCGAUUUCAGUUCUGACUUUCUCUGUUGUGGGUUCCUAUAUCUUCAAGGAAAUUGAAAUGUCCAAAUUUAACUACAACCCAUCUGAGAGCUUGUUUGUGCUGGCCCCAGUCCAGUCCCUCUCCAUUGGGUCGGUGAUGAGCGCCAUGGGGCUGGGGUUCCUCCUGUCAAUGCUCUUCUUCAUAGAGCAGAACAUCGUGGCGUCGCUCACAAAUGCCCCGGAGAACAGGUUGGUGAAGGGAACAGCUUAUCACUGGGACCUCCUGCUUGUUGCGCUGAUUAACACAGGCCUGUCCAUCUUCGGCCUCCCGUGGAUCCAUGCUGCCUUCCCUCACUCCCCAAUGCACGUCCGCGCCCUGGCCUAUGUGGAGGAGAGGGUUGAAAAUGGACACAUCUACGAGACGAUUGUGAGCGUGAAGGAGACCCGUUUGACAAGUCUGGUGGCAAACUUCUUGGUUGGCCUGUCGAUCCUGCUCCUCCCUUUCCCUCUCCAGUGGAUCCCAAAGCCAGUCCUCUAUGGCCUCUUCCUCUACAUUGCGUUGACCUCCAUUGAUGGGAACCAGCUUUUUGAAAGGGUGGCUCUCCUGCUCAAAGAACAGACUGCUUAUCCUCCGACGCAUUACAUCCGCAGAGUGCCCCAGAGGAAGAUCCACUAUUUCACAGGCUUGCAGGUCCUGCAGCUCCUCAUCCUCUGUGGUUUUGGCAUGUCACCGUUGCCCUACAUGAAGAUGAUCUUCCCGCUCAUCAUGAUAGGGAUGAUCCCAAUCAGGUAUAACCUGCUCCCUAGGAUCAUUGAAGCCAAGUACUUGGAUGCUAUGGAUGCAGAGCAUUAAACAGGGUCCUUCACGCACGGGACGGCGAGGGCAGCUCUUUCGGAGUUGGAAGAUGGCUUUGCCGAGGCGUAGAACAAUCUAUCUGCAGUUCUUUCUUUCACCACUUUCUUUCUGCUCUAAUAUGGCAUUGGUAAUGCAGAGAUAUCAAAGAUCAACUGAGUGUUGAAGUGUCAGACCAAAAAACAGCCUUGGACUUGGGAGGCCAAUGCUCUUUGGAGCUGUGAGGCAAGCAAGCUUUAUGGAAAAUGCUACUUCCCACAUCCCAAAACUGGAAACCCCAAAGAUCAGCAUGUCCAUACAGUUGGAGCAUGCGUUCUCAGAGUUGUCAUGUGCUCCCUUGUUUGAG